Messenger RNA from Penaeus chinensis, 957 nucleotides. RefSeq names its product nucleolar protein 16-like. Gene Ontology annotation, cellular component: nucleolus. Bases 142 to 738 code for a protein of 198 amino acids. The transcript is spliced from 6 exons. The record is from RefSeq and is a predicted model, not a curated record. NCBI's taxonomy places the organism in Eukaryota, Metazoa, Arthropoda, Malacostraca, Decapoda, Penaeidae. Gene Ontology annotation, biological process: ribosomal large subunit biogenesis.
CCUCCGCCACGUGGUAGUUCCCGCGGCCGCCGCCAGAGGUCUUCGAGGAGGCCGAACGUAAACACGCGGUGCGCAGUUCCCUUUCCCAAGGACCAAAGUGCAAUUUUACUUCUUAGCUAAGGAAAUACAGACACUGCCAACAUGGGGGUUCGCCAGAGGAAGAAAAUGCGGAAGCAGUUCAGAUAUGAAACCAAUCGUAAACGCGAUUUCAACAAAGGGAAAAAGACCAAAAUAGAUAUUGAGGUGAUUAGGAAGGUUUGGGACAAAUCAAAAUCAACGCACACAAACAUGGCACAGUUGGGGUUGGAAUACAAGCUCAACAAAAUAAUGCCACCAAAUGAAAUGGAAACAGAUGUACAGAAGAAGGACAUUGUGGAUAAAGGAAAACAGAAAGCUGUGGUGGAAACCUUGGAGGGCCAAGUGAAGAAUCAGGUAGCCAAGACGAAGGUACCUCCCCGACUCACACACUCACAGCGUAGCUACAUUAGAUACAUGAUGCAAAGACAUGGAACUAACUACUAUGCUAUGUCAAAAGAUCCCAAGAAUUACUAUCAAGAUACCCCAAAGCAACUGGAAGCAAAGAUCAAAUCCUAUGUGGACAAUCCUAGAUAUUACAUUCCAGAAAUGAGGAAGAAAGGCUUGCUUCCAGCUAAAUUGGCAGAGAAGAAAAAGAAGGUCCAGGACAAGAAGAAGAAGGCACAAAAGAAAAAAUUCAAUUCAAAGAAGAAGAAGUCAUAAAUAGACUUUUGUGUGUGUGAAUGUGUGUAUGAAUAGUGUAUGUGUAUGGUAUAGGUAUAAAAAUUGUCAAUUUACUCUGCUAUUCUUGUGUUUUUUUGAAUGGCGACCAAAAAACGGUCAAAUGUCAGUUUUUUUUUGUUCUGUUUUUUUGUUAAAUGGUUAACCAAAAUAGAUGUUUUAUGCUUUAUUCUUUAUUAUAUAAUAAAUUUGGUAAGUUGA